Messenger RNA from Arachis duranensis, 784 nucleotides. RefSeq lists its product as uncharacterized. The record is from RefSeq and is a predicted model, not a curated record. Bases 200 to 559 code for a protein of 119 amino acids. The transcript is spliced from 4 exons. NCBI's taxonomy places the organism in Eukaryota, Viridiplantae, Streptophyta, Magnoliopsida, Fabales, Fabaceae.
CCCAAAUCGAAGCAUUUAUUUGUUGAAUACUGGAAUGAAACAUCGGAAGUUCCUAAACGGCACCGUAUUUAUACCCUCAAGUCUUAACCUGUACUCCUGUUCCAAUAGCAAUUGCCAACAGCAACUACUCACGCCUUUGUUCCAACUGCCAAAUUUUUCUCGAGACUGAGAGAUUGGGACUUGAAAAAAACUAACUGCUAUGGCAAUGCGGGUGGCUGCAAGAAAUGCAUCUAGAAGGCUAUUUAGCAGCGGCUCUGGAAAAAUACUCAGUGAGGAGGAGAAGGCCGCUGAAAAUGCAUACUUUAAGAAAGCUGAGCAAGAGAAGUUGGAGAAGCUUGCUCGCAAGGGACCUCAAUCAGAAGCCAAGCCAGCCACAGGCUCAGGGGGUUCAGUACCUGAUGCCAAGCCCAGUGGCUCAGCACAUACAGAUGCAUCAGCUGAAAAGGUUUCAACUGACAAGUACCGGAAUUAUGCAGUUGUGGCAGGUACAAUAACAUUUCUUAGUGGUUUGGGUUGGUACCUCAAGGGCACUGCAAAAAAGCCAGAGGUGCAGGAUUGAAGAUUUCAAUGGUGUAUGUUCUGAUUUUGGUUUUGGACCUUCCGGUUGCAGCAGUUGCACAGAAAUAAAUGACCAAACACACAGUUUUUGUUGCAUCAUACAAUUACCAUUGUGUUUUUUUAUUUCUUCUGAUGUUUCAUUGUAAUCCCUAUAUGCUUGAUUCUAUUAGCAUGAGGAACAUCGAAAUUGAUUCUCAUAGUUUUUCAAAUGUCAUGCGGUUAAUCA